Rhododendron vialii is the source of this 2774-nucleotide messenger RNA. RefSeq names its product potassium transporter 5-like. Gene Ontology annotation, cellular component: membrane. NCBI's taxonomy places the organism in Eukaryota, Viridiplantae, Streptophyta, Magnoliopsida, Ericales, Ericaceae. The record is from RefSeq and is a predicted model, not a curated record. The coding region runs from base 188 to 2542 and encodes 784 amino acids. Gene Ontology annotation, molecular function: potassium ion transmembrane transporter activity. Gene Ontology annotation, biological process: potassium ion transmembrane transport. The transcript is spliced from 8 exons.
CUCUCUCUCUCUCUCUCGAUACUUCUCUGUUUCUCUAUCCCUCUCUCUCUAGUCUCUUUAUAUAUAUAUAUAUAUAUAUAUAUACGUAACUUAAGACCUGAAACUGAAAGGGUGACUUCUUGUUCAUACUCUCUCGAUCUCUCUCUCCACAUUCCCUCUCUCUCUCACUGCUGUUGGGGUGAGAGAAAUGUCGAUAGGUGAUGAAGCAAUAGUGAUCACGAAUGCCCCUGAAGAAGCUACCCAGGGGGUGGAACAAUCCUCUACCAAUAAACUACCACUCAAAGGGAAAAAACUCUCAUGGAGCAAACUCAGGCGGUACGACUCCUUAGACAUCGAAUCCAACAAAUUCAACGGCCACCACGGCCACCAGGCUGCAGGGUGGUCCGUGGUAUUUCAAUUGGCGUUUCAGAGCAUAGGGGUGGUGUACGGGGACAUCGGAACGUCGCCGUUGUACGUCUACUCCUCCACCUUCACCGAAGGUAUAAAACACAACGAUGACGUUCUGGGCGUUUUGUCUCUGAUCAUAUACACCAUCACCCUGAUUCCUCUCAUCAAGUACGUCUUCAUCGUCUUACGCGCAAACGACAACGGCGAUGGUGGGACAUUUGCAUUGUAUUCGUUGAUAUGUCGGUAUGCCAAAGUGGGUUUAACCCCAAGUCAACAAGCAGAGGAUGGAGAGAUUUCCAAUUUUCUACUUGAGUUGCCUAACAAUCGUUUGAAACGGGCUUCAUGGGUCAAGUCCAGCCUAGAGAAGAGCCGAUUUGCCAAGUAUUUCAUACUCUUUGCGGCAAUGUUGGGCACUUCCAUGGUUAUUGGAGAUGGUGUUCUCACUCCUUCAAUCUCGGUUUUAUCGGCUGUGAGUGGACUCCAAGAAGCUACAUCCUCCAUUACUCAAGGGAAGAUUGUUUGGAUAUCGGUUGCCAUCUUAGUCUUGCUAUUCAGUGUUCAAAGGUUUGGAACUGAUAAAGUCGGCUACACCUUCGCUCCUGUAAUUAGUAUUUGGUUCCUAAUGAUUGCUGGAAUUGGGGUCUACAAUUUCAUCAAGUUCGAUCCAACCGUGAUCAAAGCCUUGAAUCCAAAGUACAUCAUUGACUACUUCCAGAGAAACAAAAAAGAGGCAUGGAUUUCCCUUGGUGGCGUUGUGCUUUCCAUAACAGGAACUGAGGCAAUGUUUGCGGAUCUUGGUCAUUUCAGUGUUCGGUCCAUACAAAUAAGCAUGUGCGCUAUGACUUAUCCAGCCCUAAUUUUAGCCUACAUCGGACAAGCCGCUUUCCUUAGAAAGCACAAUGACUUGGUUUCAAACACAUUCUACAAAUCUAUUCCACAUGGUGUGUAUUGGCCCAUGUUUGUGGUGGCCGUGUUGGCAGCGAUCAUAGCAAGUCAAGCGAUGAUUUCGGGUGCUUUCUCAAUCAUCCAGCAGUCCCUUGCACUAGGGUGCUUUCCAAGGGUGAAGAUCGUGCACACAUCGGCCAAGUACGAAGGACAAGUUUACAUACCUGAAGUCAAUUAUCUUCUCAUGUUGGCAUGCGUAGCUGUGACGGUUGCAUUCAGAACCACUACCAAAAUAGGAAAUGCUUAUGGGAUCGCGGUGGUGUUUGUGAUGACGCUUACAUCUGCAUUCCUAAUUCUCGUCAUGAUCAUGAUAUGGAAAAUCAGCAUUCUUCUCGUGAUCUUGUACAUUCUUAUCAUUGGCUCAGUCGAGAUCCUCUAUUUAAGUUCCGUGCUCUACAAAUUUGAUCAAGGAGGGUACCUACCCUUGGGCUUCGCCGCCUUCUUAAUGGUGAUAAUGUUCAUUUGGAAUGAUGUUUACAGAAGGAAGUAUUAUUAUGAGCUAGAUCACAAGGUUUCCCCAACGGAGGUAAAGGAAAUCAUUGAUAAUGGAAACUUAUGUCGAGUUCCAGGACUUGCGAUCUUCUACUCAGAGCUUGUUCAUGGAAUCCCACCCAUAUUCAAGCAUUAUGCAGUAAAUGUACCUGCACUUCACUCCGUCCUUGUUUUUGUCUCUAUUAAAUCACUACCCAUAAGCAAAGUCCCAAUGGAAGAGCGGUUCCUCUUUCGUAGAGUACAACCAAAUGAGCUAAACGUUUUCCGAUGUGUGGUGAGAUAUGGAUACACCGAUUCACAAAAUGAACAAGAGCCCUUUGAGAGAAUACUGUUUGGAAAGCUGAAGGAGUUCAUAAGAGAUGAUUGUCUUUAUUCUGCAGUUGUUCAAAACGUAGAAGAAAAGAACGAUGGAGAAGAGCCAGACAACGAGUCCGCUAACGGUGAAUAUGUGAAUAUCGAGGGAGAGAAAGUUAACAACGAGAGGCAAAUAGAAGCAGUGGAGAGGGAAAUCGAAGUGUUGGAUAAAGCGUGGUGUGCAGGAGUUGUUCACUUGAUGGGUGAGAAUGAGGUGACUGCAGGGAAAGGAGCUAACAUAGGGAAGAAGGUAGUGAUUGAUUAUGCUUACAAUUUCAUAAGAAGGAAUUUGAGGCAAACAGAGAAGGUUUUUGACAUUCCUCAUCAGCGCUUGCUAAAGGUUGGAAUGACCUAUGAGCUUUAGAACAUCAAGAAAGACUGGAUAGAGUAUUACUGUACAAAUAAUUUCGGUACCAUUGCUGAGUUUGUUCUAUUUUGGUUCUAGUUUCCGAAGGAGAAAAAGGGCACUGCCAUUGUAGGCAAUUUACGUAGUAGAAAAAGGUCAACAUUUUAGCUAUUAUGUAUACUAUGAAACUUGUAAUGCAUUUACAUCAUGCAACAAGUGUUAAUUUUGCUUUGAACGUAUUCGAUUAUAG